This is a messenger RNA of Poecilia reticulata (guppy), 2281 nucleotides long. It is a transcript of the gene vta1, whose product is annotated as vesicle (multivesicular body) trafficking 1. The record is from RefSeq and is a predicted model, not a curated record. Gene Ontology annotation, biological process: late endosome to vacuole transport via multivesicular body sorting pathway. Gene Ontology annotation, cellular component: multivesicular body. NCBI's taxonomy places the organism in Eukaryota, Metazoa, Chordata, Actinopteri, Cyprinodontiformes, Poeciliidae.
GCCGCCUCCUAUUGGACGAAGAAGCGGAAGCGACACAAACACUCUGCUAACAUCAACACUGACCGUUUCUCCUGAGUUUGUGUCUUUUGGAGGAGUUUUUGGACCCUCAUGGCUUUACCAGCCCAACUCAGAGCCAUCCAGCACCAUCUGCGGACCGCUCAGGAGCAUGAGAAACGGGACCCGGUGGUGACUUAUUACUGUCGUCUCUACGCCAUGCAGACCGGAAUGAAGCUGGACAGCAAGACUCCAGACUGCAGGAAGUUCCUGAUGAAGCUGAUGGACCAGCUGGAGACGAUGAAGAAGGAGCUGAGCGAAAACGACUCCAUCACUCAGGAGGUGGUCGGCAACGCUCACAUCGAAAACUACGCCUUAAAGCUGUUCCUGUACGCCGACAACGAGGACAGAUCAGAACGUUUCCACAAGAACAUGAUCAAGUCCUUCUACACCUCCAGCCUGUUGAUGGACGUUCUGUCUGUUUUUGGGGAGCUUUCAGACGAGAACAUCCAGCACAGGAAGUACGCCCGCUGGAAGGCCACCUACAUCCACAACUGUCUGAAGAACGGCGAGACGCCGCAGUCCGGCCCCAUCGGCAUGGAUGAGGAUGAGGAAGCAGAGUUUGGAGCGGAAGGUYUCUCAGGACAGAGCUUCUCACAUGGAGGCUCCUUCAGGGCAGAUCUUCCUUCACAAAACCAGAAUCRGGAUCAAGGUCCAGCUCCAGGAAUCGGCUUCGCACAGGAUCCGGGAUCAGGUCCAACGGGCCCCCCUGCAUCCAACUACAACAACAUCCAGAUCCCACCAGGGGCCCACGCACCAGCCAACACUCCGGCAGAGCUGCCGCCUCCRUCAGGAGAAGCUGGUAAACCACUCCCUGCUGCCCGGUCGGUUCCUGCUGUUGACCCAUCACUGCUCAGCGCCCAGCAGCAGGGUGGCGUUCAGCUCUCCCCCGAAGAUUUCACCAAGGCGCAGAAGUUCUGCAAGUACGCCGGCAGCGCUCUGCAGUACGAGGACGUCAACACAGCCAUCCAGAACCUCCAGAAAGCCCUGAAACUCCUCACCACCGGCAAAGAAUGAACUCUUUGUCCCUCUGCAGUCUGACUCCUCCCCCCUCCUCUCCUUUUCUUCCAUCUCAACCCCCCCACCACUUCUUCUCCCCUCUAUCUGUCUCCAAUCUGGCCCAAAGUGAGCCAAUGGCGACUCUCGAGCGUCAGACGAGGACACGAUGGAAAUCAGACGGAACAAUGGUGGCCUGUGUCCACCGCCGCUCCAACUGACGGGAUAACUGACCAACUGACUGCAGGACAUGUGGACUCAAAGCCUCGUUAGUGACUCCCUCCAGCUGGUAACGAGCUCAUCCUCCUCGCCGGGGUUCGUAUCUCACAGCAGGUUCAAAAUAAAGACGAGAGAAAACAUCUGAAGGUCCAAAACUCCAACCUGAGUUUGUGUCAUUUUAUCAACUCAAGCUUUUUGUCAUAGCUGAUGUCAGUCAAUCUCCCCAGAAAUGAACUCGCUACCAGGAGGAUUUUGUGUUUUUAGAGCUUCUGUUUGGUCCAGGAAGCUUUAUUACAAAUAUAAACCUACAGAUACCAGUUUGGAUGGAUAAAUCCUGUAAUUCCUGUCAAUAAAUCGUUUCACAGCUGGAUCAUAAACUCAAAUGAUAUCAACAUAAACAAAACCCUUAUUUUGCUGAAGUUAUUUACCUGAAUUUAAUCAAAGGACUUUCAACACUUAAUGAUAAUUGUGACUUAAAGUUAGUUUUAAAUUCCUGUUUAUUUUCACACAGUGUUUCAAAGUUUAACCCAGGUGAUGGGAUCUGAUUGUAAAACCUUAGGAUAAUCCUUUUACUGCUGGAAUGUUUGGCUGAUGCACAUUAAAUUAAUUUAAAGACAUUUUUCUCUCAGUGCUGUUAAUUUUAUGCUAGUUUCCUCUUUGGGAACCUUUACCAAGCUGACUAUUAGCACCUGUGUUUGCUUGAUUUCUCAGUCUGACAGCAGAGACUCGGUGCUUACAGUUGCUAACUAAUGGAGUGUGACAACAAAACAAAACUUUUUAAGCCUAAUAUAGAUGCACCAACUGUGCAGCCAAUGUUUCUCAGGUUUUAAGAAAUCGUUCUACUCUUGAUUGUUCAAUGCUGAACUGAAACCUUUGAACACCUGAUAAUGGCCUCAUUGUUGAAUGUUAGUUCACAGGUAUUGUUAGUUUGUUUUUUUACAGCUGUAUGUUGAUUUAGCAUGCUACUGUAGCAUUAGUCCUUUACGGCUAAUAAACAUCUUGGUAGAUUUUA